AUGCCGCUUGAUAUUUUCGUUCCAACUCUUCUGGGCGUUGUUAUCGCAAGCAUGGUUGAUACGGCUUGCUUCGAGAAAAAUUCCCCCUCCGGUUUCGCCAUCCUCAAUUGGGAGGGCGUUCGUGCGAAUGAUCCCGAUAUAUUGCUCGAUGGGAUUCUUGUAGGGGUAGAUGUUGUGCAAACUGAGGAAGGCUUAUCGCUCUUGUUCAGUGAGCGCAUUGACUUGCUGGCGGACGCUUUUCUGCAGUUCUUCGUUGCCCAGCUGGUCGCGGUUAUGAGGGGUUUGGAUAACGGGCUCUUCGCAGAGAAUUCGCGUGCCCUGUAG
This is a messenger RNA of Aspergillus steynii IBT 23096, 324 nucleotides long. RefSeq lists its product as uncharacterized. The coding region runs from base 1 to 324 and encodes 107 amino acids. The record is from RefSeq and is a predicted model, not a curated record. The transcript has a single exon. Lineage: Eukaryota; Fungi; Ascomycota; Eurotiomycetes; Eurotiales; Aspergillaceae.